AUGAGGUUCGGUGGUGUGGUAUCAUUAGUGCUAGGAUUUAUUGUUUCAGUGCUGGCUGGUCCACUUCAUCCACGCGCAGCUAGCUCAACGCAGCAGCCUGUGGAUGUUACAUACAAAAUUGAGCCAUUCACACAAGCGGCCGGUCUGGUCCAACAGACGUACUGUAGCCCUAGCUCGUACGAACCUGGCUUGCAGCUUGGUGAUGCCACCUUUUUGUGGAGAAUUGGUGAUGGUGAUCAACGUCAACGUGUAAAUCUAUAUCAUUCCGAGAGUCUUGGUAUUGCAGUAGCAAUUCAAGGUACAAAUGGAUCUUCUACACGCUCAAUAUUGAAUGACUUUCAAUACAAUCCAUUUGAUCCGGAUGAGCGUUAUUCACAGUACUAUCCUAAAGGUGCUAAAAUUAUGAAUGGUUUUCAAAUCGCCUACGUGAAGCUUGUCGAUGACAUCUUUCGCGCGUUGAAAAAAUACAAAAGAGAAAAAAAUGAAUCUCGCGUUACGGUCAUCGGCCAUUCUCAGGGUGCAGCUAUUGGACUUUUGGCGGCCAUGGAUAUUGAACUCCGUCUUGAUGGUGGUCUCUUCAGGUCUUACUUGUUCGGCUUGCCGCGUGUUGGUAACCCUACGUUUGCUUCAUUUGUAGACCGUACGAUCGGUCAUAAACUUCGUUGGGCAAUAAAUGGUCGUGACUGGGUCCCCACAGUUCCGAUUCAUAUCUAUGGCUACCAGCAUCCGUCAAAUUACAUCUGGAUCUACCCGGGCAAUUCAACUAAUUGGAAACUCUAUCCAGGUCAAGAAAAUGUACAUGGGAUUCCCACAGUUCCUCGGGUAUUCAAUAACAAUGAUCAUCAAGGCAUUUACUUUCAUACCCAGAUUGGCGGUGUGGAUGGCGAAUGUCCCGCUCGUGUUGGAGCCCAUUGA
Messenger RNA from Malassezia globosa CBS 7966, 915 nucleotides. Its product is annotated as putative secretory lipase (family 3). Gene Ontology annotation, biological process: lipid metabolic process. The record is from RefSeq and is a predicted model, not a curated record. Bases 1 to 915 code for a protein of 304 amino acids. Lineage: Eukaryota; Fungi; Basidiomycota; Malasseziomycetes; Malasseziales; Malasseziaceae. The transcript has a single exon.